Molecule: messenger RNA, 783 nt
Organism: Anopheles bellator
Lineage: Eukaryota; Metazoa; Arthropoda; Insecta; Diptera; Culicidae
Product: GILT-like protein 1
Exons: 5
Coding region: 63-653 (196 amino acids)
Molecular function (GO): oxidoreductase activity, acting on a sulfur group of donors, disulfide as acceptor
Source: RefSeq, a predicted model, not a curated record
UUCAAGCCGAGCGGUUCGUUCCUAGAGCUCUCGUACGAUUUCGAAUUCCGAUCGGUGUGACCAUGAAGCAAACGAUCCUGGCGAGUUUGUUGCUAGCUUCGCUAGCGGUGAAUGUUGGCGCGCAGACUCCGGUUACGGUGGACGUUUACUAUGCCCACCUUUGCCCGGACAGUGUGCGUUUUGUGUCGGAUCAGCUGAUGACAUUGAACCAGAAUCUGCUCAACAGCGUCACGAUUGAUUUUAUCCCGUUCGGCAAAGCCCAUAGCGUCAACAAUGGCCAAAGUUUCGUCUGCCAGCAUGGUCCCGCCGAAUGCGAAGGUAACCGUAUUCAGUCGUGCAUUCUCAGCAUGCUUCCCACGCAGCAAGCUCGGAUCAACUACGUCGGGUGCCAAAUGAGCUUCACCGCCGAUCCACGUGGAUGGGAAUGUGCCUUUCGGUCGGGCGUGAAUCUUAACGCCGCCGAGUCCUGCGUCGAAGGUCCCCUCGGGACACAACUGCAGCUGGAAGCUGAACGGCGAACGAAUCUGAUCAGUCCUGCGUUUAUUCCCACCAUAGUGUUCAAUGGACAAUUUAAUCAGGGUUUGCAGGAUCGUGCCCAGUCCGAUUUCGCCGGAAUCUUGUGCGAACUAACCGGUCAAGGGGUGGGUUGCUAGAGGGAACCGGAAAUGAAGUGGCCAACCAUCCGCCCCGUGCAAAGACGAGUAGAAAUGACUAAGAUUCUACUAUCGCGACGCACUUUAACCUAUAGACAACCCUCCGAGAGCAGUCAAUAAAUUUAGCAAG